Molecule: messenger RNA, 2550 nt
Organism: Arabidopsis thaliana (thale cress)
Lineage: Eukaryota; Viridiplantae; Streptophyta; Magnoliopsida; Brassicales; Brassicaceae
Gene: MEE55
Product: Serinc-domain containing serine and sphingolipid biosynthesis protein
Exons: 11
Coding region: 865-1773 (302 amino acids)
Cellular component (GO): membrane
Source: RefSeq, marked reviewed
UUUUGUUGUAUCAUUUUCUAAUUAAAUUGUUUGAGAAGUAACCACUAACCACGGGUCUCAUAAAGUGGACUUGUGAAGCUCCAAAAAUCAAGUUCGCUUUUCUCAAUUUCUGGUAUAAAAAGGAAAUAAAAAGCAAAAAGUGUAUGAAUAGCAUUAACAAUUUGCUCACUUGUAUAAAGAUUCGUUAGUCCAAUAGCGUCCGUACACGUUUCAUUUAGUUUGCAAUUUGUAUACAUUCAUCCCCCAAAACAAUCUCUAAGGAUUUGUUUCCUUUUUUAUCUCUUCUUUAAGCUUUCGUUUCUCUCUCAAUUAUAAAGUUUCUUCGCCACUUCUUAGUUUUAUUAUUGAUAUCUCUGUUCAAAAAGAUUCUUCCUUUUCUAUUGGAGUUCAAUAAUUUUAAGUUUGAUAUUUUUGUCUUAUGGUUAUACAAUUUCAUUCAAAUUAUAUAAUGGAGAUUUCGUUGACGUUUAUGUGAGUAACAUCAAUAAAAGCAUGCCUUACAAAGGUUUUUUGUUAGGUUCUUUGUUCUACUGAAGGAAGACAACUAAACGCUACUGGAGUGUCUUUCUUGUGUUUAGUCCGGUCAUCUAUUCAUUACCAACAAUCUCCCAAGGACCGAGAGGUUCCAGAGACUGACAAAUCUCCUUGUUCCAUUCGUUCGAGAGAACAAAAAUCUCUUUUUCUUUAUUAGAGAAAGGAAGAACAUUAUUAAGAAAAAUCUAGAUACAUAUAUAACUAGCCUAUUAGAUUAUUAGAAGAGUAAAAGUCGGUGUCUAUAAGUAUUAAACAGUAUUUUUUGCCAAGGAUCUAUAUAUGAUCUUCCAAUGUCAUGAAGAAGAGAGAGUCUGCUAGAUUUAAGGACUUAUGGAAACCGGUACAAGCAUUGACAACACUGGCUAUGAAGGAAUCAAGAACGGUUCAUGGUUUAUCCAGUUCCGUAAUGGCUGCAAUCCAUGGAUGGCUAGAUAUGUGUACGGUCUAAUAUUCCUCUUGGCAAAUCUGCUUGCUUGGGCCUUGCGUGAUUAUGGCCGAGGCGCCUUGACCGAAAUGAGAAAAUUCAAGAAUUGUAAAGAAGGUGGAGACUGUUUAGGGACGGAAGGAGUUUUACGAGUUAGCUUCGGAUGUUUUUUGUUCUAUUUCAUUAUGUUUCUUUCAACCGUUGGGACAUCAAAGACGCAUUCAUCGAGAGAUAAAUGGCAUUCAGGAUGGUGGUUUGCUAAGCUUUUCAUGUUGCUUGGCUUAACCAUCUUCCCCUUUUUGUUGCCUUCUUCCAUUAUUCAGUUUUACGGGGAGAUUGCCCAUUUUGGUGCAGGGGUCUUUCUCCUAAUUCAGCUGAUUAGUAUCAUUAGUUUCAUUACAUGGCUCAAUGAAUGUUUCCAAGCACAAAAAGAUGCAGAAAGAUGCCAUGUCCAUGUAAUGCUACUAGCGACUACUGCGUACACCGUGUGCAUAUUAGGGGUUAUUUUGAUGUACAUUUGGUAUGUGCCUGAACCAUCAUGCCUUCUCAACAUAUUUUUCAUCACAUGGACUUUGUUCCUCAUCCAACUCAUGACAAGUAUCUCUCUCCACCCCAAAAUAAAUGCUGGAUUCUUGACUCCAGCGCUUAUGGGGCUUUACGUUGUGUUUAUCUGCUGGUGCGCCAUUCGAAGUGAGCCUGUAGGAGAAACUUGCAACAGAAAAGCAGAAGGUUCUAGUAGAACAGACUGGCUUACCAUCAUAGUACAAAUCUCAAACCUUUCCAAGAAUAUUUUCAUGACCUUUCGGAUAUUUUGAGAUUGUAAAGAAAGUACUAAAAAGGAUAUUGUGCAGAGCUUUGUUGUUGCACUGCUUGCAAUGGUAAUAGCGACAUUCUCGACGGGAGUAGAUUCACAAUGUUUUCAGUUUAGAAAAGAUGAGAAUCAUGAGGAAGAUGCAAUUCCUUACGGAUACGGAUUCUUUCAUUUUGUGUUUGCUACUGGAGCAAUGUACUUUGCAAUGCUACUUGUUGGUUGGAACAUUCACCAUUCCAUGAAAAAGUGGACGAUUGACGUUGGGUGGACAAGUACUUGGGUAAGGAUUGUAAACGAAUGGCUCGCGGUUGGCGUUUACAGUAAGUUAACAAUAAAAACUCUCUAUUACCUGUUUUUGAUACAGUUUGUAAUGUUUGAAUAAAUGUUGUUGCAGUUUGGAUGUUGGUGGCUCCAAUGGUACUGAAAAGUAGACAAACAACAUGAGAGAUCACCACAGAGAGAUUUUUGUCACCUCUCAAUUCAUCUCCGCAUUGUGGAUCUUGUCGAAAAAUAGAAUAGAAGAUUUAAGAUUGAGGAACUGUGUGAAAUCAAUAUAUAUUUGUACUUAGAUUGUUUAGGAUCAAAGAAAGAUGGAUACAAAUAUAGCUAUACACUAGUAAUACUGUCCCUAAAGAGUUCUCUAAUCAUGAAGCGUGUACACAUUAUAACACAUACAUCUCUCUAAUACAUAGUUUUAAUAUAAAGCAAUUGGGUGCGAAACACUGAAAAUUUCAUUUAUACACAAACGAGCGUUGAGAGUUGAGAGAGGAAGAGAAAGUUC